This is a messenger RNA of Exaiptasia diaphana, 3369 nucleotides long. RefSeq lists its product as uncharacterized. Gene Ontology annotation, molecular function: transmembrane transporter activity. The record is from RefSeq and is a predicted model, not a curated record. Gene Ontology annotation, biological process: transmembrane transport. NCBI's taxonomy places the organism in Eukaryota, Metazoa, Cnidaria, Anthozoa, Actiniaria, Aiptasiidae. The transcript has 16 exons. Bases 178 to 2511 code for a protein of 777 amino acids.
CAAGUAUUUGGGCAAUUUUGCGACAUAUUGGUGCACUGAUGUGCACUCUGGACGUGUCUAUGGGCUCCCUGUGGUAGCAAGCCUUACGCAACCCUAGAAAAAAUUUCUUUGACCUUCUUUUGUUGGUUUCAGCUUGUUUGCGCCGAUGAAAUUAUUUUAUCGAAGUGAUCAUCAAACAUGGCAAACGCCAUAACUUCAUUUAUACGUGGUAUUCUAUACCCRAAAGGAUCGACUCCUCUAAAAUGGAAAGAAAUCAUGAUAUUGUUCGUCUCUUUGCUUUCYACAGCAAUGACUAUCACCAUGCUGUUCCCCUUUCUACCAGCUAUGAUCAAGUACUUUGGGAAAACCGAGGAAGAAACUGGUUAUUUUGCUGGUCUAGUUGCAUCAUCAAUGUUUCUGGGUAGAUUUCUCUCAAGCUACUUCUGGGGAAUAUUGGCAGACAAAGUUGGCCGYAAACCAGUAAUUAUCACCUCGCUGAUCUUGCUUGGCAUGAGUACUCUAUUAUUUGGAUUAAGCUCCUCUGUUGCUAUGGCAAUGGCAACACGCUUUCUUGUUGGACUUGGAAGUGGUAUUAUUGGUACUGCAAAAGCCAUGAUAUCAGAAAUAUGUGAUGCCUCAAACCAGUCACUAGGAAUGUCUACAAUUACAAUUUCUUUUACAACAGGACUUAUUAUUGGCCCUGGAUUAGGAGGUUUUUUAUCAGAGACUGGAAUUAAGUACCCGAAAACGUUUCCCAAAGRCUCGUUCUUUGAUCGAAAUCCAUUCUUUCUGCCGUGUGUGGUGAAUAGCGUCCUUCUAAUGUUUUCGGCUGUAAUUGCUUACAAGUGGUUACCUGAAACCUUAGUGRAAAGUAAGAAGAGUAACAAAGAAAGCAAGUGCUCUUGCUUUAGAAUAUUUCGAUUAUCGAAGAAGACCGAAGCCUCGAAAACUUCUGGCAUCAGCAGUCAAAGUGAAAAUAACCACAUCCCGAGCAAUCCUGAAACUUUAGAAUUAAAGAAAGUUCAAAACUCAACGACUAACAAGAAGGAAAGUCUAAGUGAUAAUAACGAUGAACAUUCUGGUUUAAUAUUAAAUGAAAGUACCACAGAAUACAAUGCCUGCAAGCCUGAACUGGAAAAAAAUCAAGCGGCCUUUAAUGAUGACAGUCUUCUUGAUAAAGUACCAUCUUUGUCAAAGAUACCAACGCACUCUUCGUCCGAGGAAUGCUCCAGUAGUGUUAACGGCCACAAAACAAACCUACAUCACGAAGAGCAAGAUGAACAAAAGCUAAAACUAAGCGAAUGUCAGCCUAUAACAUCUAUAUGUGAUGGAAGCGAUGAUAUUGAAAGCAAAGGUGAUUUGAAAAAKACUGAAGAAUCAGGGUCAACAUUGCAUGGAAAAGAUGAUAUGGAAAUUAAAAGUGAUUUUAAAUCGAUAGAAGAAACAAAAAUACUGCACACUGAAAAUAAAGUAAACAUCAAUUCAAAAGAAUGUGUUGAGCACGUAAGCACAACAGAGUUUAGUGGUGAAGACAUGGGAACGUUGCAUGAAGGUGAUGCACAAUCACAUACAGAGAAAAACCAAAGCAUAAACUCUGCUCGUGAAUUAGUUGAAGUCAAUAGACUAGAUGAGAGAAAGGAUGAGAAUAGAACAAGUGGAGAACUAAAUAUUGACAAGRAGAACUUGCCAAAGGUUUCUUUUGAAUGUAAAAAUGCAGACAACUCAUCACGCCGUUGUACAAGAACCACUGACAGCAAAAUUGACACUGGCAAAGAAAGUAAUAAAUGUUGCGGUUUUAAAUUCAAGAAAAAUAGCAAUCUCUGGAGAAUUUUGAGUAACCGCAAUGCAGCUCUUGUCUUGGCGAUUUAUGUUACGUUUGGUUUCGCUCAAAUGGGAAUUGACGAGUUGAUCUACGUUUGGGCGGCUGCUGAUCCUCGCCUUGGCGGCUUAGGGUUUAGCACCGAUGAUAUGGGAACUUUUCUACUAGUAAUUGGUAUAGUGAUAACUUUCUUUCAACCAACUGUCUUACCAAAGAUCGAAAGAAAACUUGGAUGUUUAAUGAAUUUACAGAUGAGUUUAAUCAUUAGCSUGUUCUUCUCUGUAACUUUACCGUCGAUACGUAUUGCUAUUAAUAGGCCUGACAUCCUGUGGACUUUGCUUUUGGUGUGUUUGACAAUGAAGCGUAUGGCGAUGUGUGGAGCAUAUCUAUCGAUUUUCUUGUUACUUAACAACUCUGUCCAGMGAGAUUUACUCUGUAGUAUUAAUGGUCUUGGUCUCAUGUUGUCAAGUUUAUCAAAGACUUUUGGUCCAACACUUGGCGGGAGUCUUCUUUCGUGGUCGUUAUCUUCGGGAAAAACACUUGGCUUCCCUUUCAAUGUCAAUUUGGCGUUCAUAUUCUUUGGUUUCGUUUUAAUUAUGACUGUAGCUAUWAGUUGUUUUGUCARUSAAAGCCUAAAUGAACCACUUGAUGAAAAGGAAGUACUUUUAAGAUCGAGUAAGUCAGUAGAAAACUUGCUGGAAUCAAAAGCUUAGUAUUGAAAAGAAAUUACUAAAAAAAAGCUUAGGAUUGAUCCUCUUUCACUAUGACGUCACAUCAAAUCAGUCUGUUGUUUGUAACGCUAAGGAGUAUAGUCUUCAGAAAGGACAAAAUGGCGGUAUGACAAAAAUAUACACAAUAAAAUGGCUUUUAAUGUUUACAAAAAGAGUCGAAUGACUUCAAGUCACUGUAGAUUAUAUUGUAAGCCGGUCCAUCAAAACUAGAAAAUCUGAAGGUGAAMUUUCAAAGGAAAAGGAGAUUUAGUACAAAUUUCUAUUGUCUUAUCUUCCCUUCUUAUCUUUCCCUUUUGUCAAUAUCUUCCCUUUGGAAAAGUGAUGUGACGUCGUAGUGAAAAUGAGCRAUAAUUKGUCAAUACUUUAAACUUGCAGGAGCGUUGUUAUAAAUCGGUCAUACUUGGAUCUUGAAAUCCAACAUUAUAGCAUUAACUAAAGUGUUAAUGUAGGGUUAGAUUGGGGARAUUUUUGUAGAAAUACGGUAAAAAGAAAUUGGUCAUGCAAAGCUUUGAUCUUGAAAUCCAAUAUUAGAGCAUUAACUGAUUGUUUGCCACGAAGACAAUUAAUGACAGGUGUCAAUCAUUGCUACCUUUCAAGAUGGCACUGGGAACAGUAAAASAGAAAAUUAAAUCUGUAUAUUUAUAUCGCUAUUAAGUUAUUGUUUAUUUGAAUUUUAUACGUGACAUAAAUUUACGAUAUCUUUAUAUAAAUUUGUAAAAAUAUGCUAAUCGUUUUUGCAAAGGAAGAUAUUUUUACAUAAGGUUGGCUUGGAUUUUGAAAAAAUAAUAUAAAUUGUUUUUAGAAGUAGAUAGAAGUGUUUUAAAAUAAUCUCACGAAGAA